Molecule: messenger RNA, 6397 nt
Organism: Uranotaenia lowii
Lineage: Eukaryota; Metazoa; Arthropoda; Insecta; Diptera; Culicidae
Gene: Cdk12
Product: cyclin-dependent kinase 12
Exons: 8
Coding region: 1140-5186 (1348 amino acids)
Biological process (GO): protein phosphorylation; transcription elongation by RNA polymerase II; positive regulation of transcription elongation by RNA polymerase II
Cellular component (GO): nucleus; cyclin/CDK positive transcription elongation factor complex
Molecular function (GO): ATP binding; cyclin binding; cyclin-dependent protein serine/threonine kinase activity
Source: RefSeq, a predicted model, not a curated record
UUUCAAUCGUAAUCGUCGUUCUUCUUUAGGCCUUGCUUGCAGAACGAGGAAAAUUUUCCGUCUGCUGAAUCGACUAGGAUUUUCUGAUGAAAUUUUUGCCAACUUAUCGCGGUCGAAAUCGAUCCCCGAAUGCUCGUAUGCCUAGCGCCAGUCGCGAACGACUAAUUGAAUGUUAAUUCGACCCCUCGAGGGUCCGUUUCGGAGCCGUACGGGGCUUUUCCAUACGCCUGGUCCCUAGCGAGAGAUUUUCUAUAUUGCGGCCACCAUCACGGGAACACUCUGGAAGACAUUACUCGGUAUAUCGGUAGAAAGGAGGAAAAAAUUUCGUUCGAAAAACGAGAAAAAGAAGCCGAUAGUGCGUGUGUUACGUCGUGUGCUGGUGACGGAACUACGGGAUAGUGCUGGUGAAACGGGAAUACUGGAACCGAAAUCCCGGCGAAGUGCGUGAAAGUUUCAUAGAGCCAACUUCCGGAAAGUGGGACGCAAAGGCUUCGUAGCUUUCUUGUGCAUCGUGUUUUUUUUCCUGCUCUUCUGAGGAGGCAUAGCGCUAGGAGGUUUCGAAGCGAAGUAGUUGAGUGUGAGUGUGUAGAGCAGCUCAGCCAAACGUCAAAAAAGCGGAACCAUCCGUAGGACGGAUGUUCCGACGACGUGAAAUUCUGAACGGACCAGAGCAAUGUCCUGUGGCUAACCGACCAAUCAACUGCAUACAACAGCCGGGAACCAGAUGCGACCACUGAAGUCGCUAGUGAAUUAAAAAACCGAUACCAAAAUCUGUCGGAAUAACAGAAAAAACGCUACAAGCUAACAAAGAGUUAGUUUGAGAAUUGAUAACACGAAGUGAACAUCAUCCCCUAUAUGCGAAGCAUAGAAGGAGUUUACUGAUAUCAAAUAUUCAGUAACAGUUGUUUACACGGGCUGUUGAAUUAAUAUCAGCCAACAUAAUCCAACAAAGUGUGUAAUGUAAUUACCAAAGUAGUUUAGCGAGAGUGUAGAAUUGAGUGUGGGUUCAACGUUGAACAUUUAGUUACUGCCUCUAAAAGUAGCCAACUGUAGAAAGAAGGGUGGCAGUGAUAGUGUGAACCUUAGAACUAGUCUUCUUAUUUGAAUUGUGGUAGUAGCAGCAUCAGGUCACGGUGCAAAUGGAUCGAGAAAGGGACGAUCGAAGCCCCAAACGCUCAAAGCACUCCAAAAAGCGUUCCAAGAAGAGUAAGAAAUCGAAGAAACGGCGACACGCUUCCAGCGACGAGGAACAGCAGCAACAGUCUUCUUCAGAUGAGCGACAUAGUCAUCGCAGGAACACCGAGAGUAGCCGGGGAUCGACGGGAAAUGGCAGCUCUAGUAAGCUAGCAGUCGAAUAUUCCGAUGUAAGUUCGGACGAAUUUUCCGCACCAGAGGCGGGUGAGAUUGAAACCGAUGGCAGUGUGUCACCCCCCUUCGCCGGAACUGCCUCUCGCACUGAAUCCAGCAGUAAUUUUAGUAAAACUGCAGACGUUUCCGCAAAUACGACCGUAAAAUUGUACAGUAAAAAUCCAACUCAGUUAGUUCAGCAUGAUAGUAUGAGAGGAGGAGAUCUCUCUUCCUUGCAUUCAAUUUCGACACCGACUGUGACUUCGAGUACUCCGACGCAGGCGGUGGCAGCGGGGAUGACCCCGGAAAUCCCUGGUGCAACCGUUAGUAGUAGCACAAGUAGCGCCACGCAUCCCUCUUUGGCCGAGAUUAUUUCGCAUGGCGGCACUCCAACGGGCUCCGUUACCUUGACAGACAGUGGGCGAAGGGUCAGCAUCACUGCCACGUCGCCAAUCAGCCAAUCGUCACAUUCGCAUUCUUCCCGAUCGAAACGUAAAAAUUCUAUAUCAUCCGAUACUUCAUCUAUGCCACAGGCUUCGAAGCAUCAUCAUCAUCAUCACACGCGCUAUCUAGAACCGCCCGCGUCUCCGACCGAAGAACCAGAGCCGGACGGCGAAAUGAUGCUGGAGGAAGAGAUGGUCGAAGAGGAGGAGGAAUAUGAAAUCGUCGAAGAGGAAGAAGAGGAAGAGGAGGAGGAGGAAGAAGAGGUAGGGCGGAAACGGAAGAAAAGCAAGAAAGACAAGAAACACAAGAAAAACAAAAAGUCCAAAAAGCGGAAAAAGAAACGGGCCCGUUCGAUUUCGAGCGUGGAAACCAUUUCCGAGAGCGAAGACUCACUACUCGGUUGCAUGGAAUCGUUGACCCCUCCGCUGAAGAGUUCGCCCGAGUACCAGAAGACGUACACUCCGGUGCGCAAUGAAGAAAGCCUCACGCCUCGAUCACCUGGUACCCCUCCAAUGCGACCAUCGAGUCGUCUAGUAAACAGUCCAUUUGCAGACGUAGGUCGCAGUCGCGGUAGUCCACAUCAAGGUAGCGGAAGCAGUCGGCAAAGCGGUCCCCCCUCACGAAAGUUGUAUCAAACGACAUCCUCGCCCCACACGCCCCCGGUGAUGCAUCAUCCGAAAAGGAUGACUGGUGGCCCAAUGGUACCGGAAAGUCCCAUUGCAAUCAACGAUAGUCCUCCAUCAAGGAGCGGAGGAGUUCGGUACAGAAGGAGUCCGUCGUCUAAUGCUAGGCACGGUUCUAGCCGAGGGGAACCACGCAAAAGUCUCAGUCCGAAUGGACGACACAAGCCUUAUUCUCCGCCUCCAGCGAAACGUCGAAGGGGAGACGAGAAGGAUUACUACCGGAAGGACUCAAAACGGUACGGAAGUAGUAGACGAGAGGCUCCUUGGGACCAACACGACCGGAGAGGAGAGCCCGCUAGAAGGAGUCCAAGUCCAGUUAGCAGUAGUCAUCGACGAAGGAGAUCGCCCUCUGCACCGAAAUCACGAUCUCGCAAAAAUUACUACAGUCCAUCGCCUGAUCGCGGCAGGAGUCGAGCACGAUCCCGGCAUCGAUCACGAAGUCCCAGGAAAACAUCGGCUACUAGUCGACGCUACUCGAGUGAGAGCCGAUCUCGUUCCCCCGGACCAGAUGUAACGAAGAAGUUUGACAUCAAACAGAAAAUUACCGAUACCAGCUUCUUCGCGGAGCUGAUCAAGGACAAACACAAACGACAAAAGACGCUCAAAGAGAUUCUGGCAAAGAAAGAAUCAUCGACAGAUAUAACGGUGGUCAGUGAGAAUAGCAUGUCCAACGAUUGUUUAGUGACCAAUUCGGAUGGCAAUGCUAGCAAUUCGAAUGGAAUGCGGGGAGGAGACGUUACGGUGGGUGACAUUCCGAUGCCAGAUCAAUCGGAUGGUUCCUCGCGGAUACCGGUGAUCUCGAGGGACACAGUCGAUACGGUGGGCACCACGACACUAGGCGAAGGAAUCAGCCACGACUCACGAAUACCUGUGAUAUUGAAUAGUAAAAGCAGCGAUAGUCUCAAUCCAAGUGCCAGUAAACCGAGCAGCGUGUCGACAACGACAUUAGCCGGGGAACCAAAAUUAUCAACAGCAGUACUCAACAAGCCAAAAAGUCUUACGAAUCUUCCGAUGCCUCCUGGUGUAAACCUGGCGGACGUCGUGGGUGCCCAAACUCCCAGUCCUCCAAGGCAAAUUAGCCCGGUGGCUGGUGCCCACAUGAAAGUCAUGCAAAUCCCAACGCUCACUACCACAGGGGCUAUCACAACGCCAAGUGUCAAUAGCUCCAACAGUCAUCAUCAUGGUCAUCACGGCCAUCACACUAGCAGCCAUCACCAUGGCAGUGGUCACAAAAGCAAACGCAAUAGUGGAGGAGCUGGUGAUCGGAAAAGUGCUUCCGCUAGUAGUAGUAGUAGUUCGUCGGCAAUUCCCACAUCCGGUAAGAAGGGUCUGUUGAAUCUGCCGAUGCCUCCAAUGGUACCUGGUUCGGAAGAUCUGAGCGGUGACGAGGACAUUGGAUCGCCGCCAUCGGUGUCGAGCACCCCGGACAAACGGGGCAGCAGCAAAUACGGCAGCGGCCGAAAGUCGGACAGUGACAACAAAAAACCCAAAGGUCGUCCGCGGAUAUUGAACAGGCGACAUUCGCGGAAUAUGCUCGGUCCUAUGUCCGCCUCCGGUGGCAAAGAUUGGGGCGAACGUUGUGUGGAAGUUUUCGAUAUGAUCGAACAGAUCGGCGAGGGAACCUACGGACAGGUUUACAAAGCCCGCGAUCAGGAAACGAACGAACUGGUCGCCCUCAAGAAGGUCCGGUUGGAACACGAGAAAGAAGGAUUCCCCAUAACGGCAGUUCGAGAGAUAAAAAUCCUUCGCCAACUAAACCACAAAAACAUCGUGAACCUGCGCGAGAUCGUGACCGACAAGCAGGACGCACUUGAGUUCCGCAAGGAUAAGGGUUCAUUCUACCUGGUGUUCGAGUAUAUGGAUCACGAUCUGAUGGGUUUGCUCGAAUCCGGGAUGGUCGAUUUCAACGAACAAAACAAUGCCAGUAUCAUGCGGCAACUGAUGGACGGUUUGAACUAUUGUCACAAGAAAAAUUUCCUGCACCGGGACAUCAAGUGCUCCAACAUUCUUAUGAACAACAAGGGUGAAGUAAAGCUAGCGGAUUUCGGUUUGGCACGCCUGUAUAAUGCAGAAAAUCGGGAGCGACCAUACACGAAUAAGGUCAUCACCUUAUGGUAUAGGCCACCAGAGUUGCUGCUCGGCGAAGAACGUUACGGGCCUGCCAUCGACGUUUGGAGUUGCGGUUGCAUUCUAGGGGAGCUGUUUCUUAAAAAGCCUUUGUUCCAGGCUAAUAUGGAACUGGCGCAGCUGGAGAUGAUCUCCCGAUUGUGUGGUACUCCAACGCCAGCAGUUUGGCCUAAUGUCAUCAAACUUCCCUUGUUCCACACGUUGAAGGCAAAGAAACAGUAUCGACGAAAGAUUCGGGAAGAUUUCGUCUUCCUGCCAACGUCCUGUCUGGAUCUGUUGGACAAAAUGUUGGAACUGGAUCCCGACAAACGAAUAACAGCCGAGGGAGCACUGAAUUCUGCUUGGCUGAAGAACAUUGUACCCGACCAAUUACCACCACCCAAGCUCCCGACCUGGCAGGAUUGUCACGAGCUGUGGAGCAAGAAGCGAAGACGGCAGCUGCGCGAACAGCAAGAAUCGGCCGCCAACAUGCCACCCGGUAAACCCGUACUGAAUCUGUUGAAGCCCUCCACAGCCGUGGGUGGGGCUGGUCCUCCACCGAAACCACCCGGUGGUGGCCCAGGCGGCGGCAUGGAGCUUGGUUAGACUUUUAGAAGUGAUGCAGCAGCAAUCAAGGUUUACUGCGAAAGACUACAAAAACAAGUGCCCUCCUCCUGCUGAUAUAGAAGACUUAUCUCUCGUGUUGGUCCAACAGAGGAAAACACAAAGAAGACACUUGUUAGUCAGUGAGUCAGGGAGGCUUUAGGUUUUGGUCCAACAUAAGUCAAGUGCCGCUUUAUGAUCGUCAUGCGUAUGCAAUUGGAAAAAGAGGAAGAUGUAAAGAACUAGGAUUAUCGUAUGUAUAUUCUUUCGGUGAGGGCGAUUGUGAGCGUGAGCGUGAGUAUUCUACGAAUAUGCAAAGCAUAUGGGGAGCUGGUUCUUCCCCAGCCCCCGCCCAGAAAUAAUCUCUUUCUGGAUUUUGUCUAUGAUCAAAGCACUUUCUAGUUUCCUCCGAUACAGCGAAAACUGAAGGAAAAAUUAUACAAAGGCUAUCAAUUGAGCUGAGUUUUUUUUCUAGUUUUUUAUUACCUAAAAUGCAGAAGGAAGAAUGAAACAAAUAUAGAAGAAAUAGUGUAUAGAAAAAUAAAGUUAGUAGAGAUUCUGUACUAAAUAUAAGUAUAUAUUAAAAAAUAAUUCAGCUUGCAUGCAACACGCAAAACACUGAAAUACCCGUUGUGUGCACCUUGACAGCUGAUACUUGUACAGUUAUUUCAAACGACAAAAGGAUCCUAGGUGUGUGGAACCACCUCUGUAAAUUUGUUAUCAAAUGAACGUUAGGCUCUAGGAACAAGGGGAAGGUUUUUACCCUUUCUCACGAUUUUGUUUUGUUAUCAAGGGAACAAUAAAACCGCUAGCCGAUUAGUUGAGAUGCGAGAUAGCGGCAAUCAUUAUGUUUCGGAACUCUUGGUCACCCACCUUAUAGUUUUCUUUUUCUGUUUUUUCUGCAAUCGUUUGAGAUGUUUCUCAUCUAUUUUUUUCGAAUCCGAUGCAAAAAAACCCCGAACUACACUAGUAUCUCAGAAUUUGAGAAACGAAGAGUAGCAUAAAAUAUUCCUCACUUAGCAGGGGGUAUCAACUCCGCGCUAGAUUUCGUAUAAUCUGUUAACGAUAACAGGGACGGUGCAUCACGUUGCGGAGUGAAGUGAUGUACCUUCAUCGACUACUAUCAACUUAUUUUUCACUAUAGGAGAGAAGGACUAAGAAAAGUGAACAAAUACCCUCUGAUUUAUAAGUAAAGAAAGCAAAAAUAUAAUAAA